Molecule: messenger RNA, 1387 nt
Organism: Pocillopora damicornis (cauliflower coral)
Lineage: Eukaryota; Metazoa; Cnidaria; Anthozoa; Scleractinia; Pocilloporidae
Source: RefSeq, a predicted model, not a curated record
CGUCAGUCUAUGGGUGGUUUUCUAAAGGUUUAAAUCUCUCUCGUGCUUGAAACAUUUUUGUUUUAUCCGCCAGAGGUUGUUGGUUAUCAUGGAAACGUUUUCAGUCGGUGAAUGGUCUAUCAAAUGAUUGUUCGCGAACUGACCGCAAAGAGAAAACUUCUCAUGACUGUCAAAUCUGUCGAAAAAUUAGACUUUCGAUUUGAAACAAUCUCUUAUGGCCUCCACAGACGAAGAAAUGCCGGCGAAUUUGCAGGACAAACGUAACGACGUCUUUGAAGUUGAGAGCGAAAAUUUGCGUGAUGAAAACCAGAAUGUUGUCACUUCAGGACUAACAAAUUUUCGAUACUUGGUUGAUGCUUACAACACUGCUAAGAGGAAUGAUUUCACAGCUGAUUAUCAGCUUGCUGAAGAUGUCUGUGGUGAUUAUUCUGAUGCGGAAUAUGAUUCUAAUUGUGAAACGCAAGCCGCUAAAAAGUGCGUUGUGGUCAAGGAAGCCGUUUCCCCUGAGGGUGAAUCGAGCACCAGUCCUGUGUCUGCCAACCAAACGAGUCGUUCAUAUUUGUAUGAAAAGAACCCGUUAUUAGACCAGAGAUUUAUCCGCCUUAUUGAGCAGCUUGUGCCUCUAAGAAGAGGGAUUCAGGCAGAAAGAAAAGCCACGACAAGAAAGGAAAACUUUUCUGAUAAAUGCGGCGAGAUUUGUUUCAAAGAUAUCUGCCUUAAAGAUACUUGUCGCUUGGUGUUUAAAAUGAUGAACAGGGGAAGGAGUCCACCGAUGGAGUGAAAAAUAUAAUGUCGGAUUUUAAUCGCAUAUUUUAACCAGGAGAAGGUUUACAGUGUGUGUUUUAAGUUAUGGAAUGAUCAUUUGUUAUAAACACUUUAAUUGAAUUUUUUUUUGUACGUUGAAAAUUGAAACAUGUAACUGAUAACAACGUUGAUUUUAUCAAGUUGGACAAAAACGCCACGAACGAAAGUGCUCGUGAAAUUGUAAAUUUGAAACACGUAACUAUGUUUUUUUUUAAAAUAUAUGUUUUAUCAGAUCAACGUCAUUGGAAAACUUGCGCCUAUUUUAAAUCGCGUUGAUUUUUUUUACUUUCUAUUUGCGCGUCACUAAUUAAUUGGAUCACUAAUUUACACGACCUAAAUUUCCAUCUUGUUCCUCCUGAAUUCUCGAUGCAUUGUGCCUCGGACAGUUUUGACAGCUAAGAAACAAUUGCAAAAAGCAUUAAUUAAUCAGUAAGGAGAUCCGCGAAGGAUAAACAACGUAAAAAGCGGAAAGAUUUCAGUCUUUCAACCUUACGAUUAGAGAAAAUUACACAAAUUAUACAAACGUUGUAUCUGAAUUUUACAUCAUGAGUUAUAAUAAAUUUGGUCCCACUGUCUCAACAAA